Messenger RNA from Purpureocillium takamizusanense, 2711 nucleotides. RefSeq lists its product as uncharacterized. Lineage: Eukaryota; Fungi; Ascomycota; Sordariomycetes; Hypocreales; Ophiocordycipitaceae. The transcript is spliced from 3 exons. Bases 555 to 2498 code for a protein of 647 amino acids. The record is from RefSeq and is a predicted model, not a curated record.
CUUCGUGCGUAGUAGCAGGAUCAAUCGACUCCAUCCAGAAAGGAAAGAAGAAAUCAGGCAGCUCAAUGCCGUCUGCCUGCCUGCCCGUUGUCCCAUCCACGCCAAGAGCCUUCCUUGGCCGCACCCCGUGCAUGUCCUUUUUCUUUAUCAUCGUCAGCACUGCAAACAAAAACAAAACAAAACAACAUCACAGCACAGCACAACACGGCACAAUACAACAGCCGCCUGGCCUGUCCGCCCCGUGUACCUACUACUACACGACAUAUGCGCAAGGUAGUACUCCAUCACCCGUUCGAAUAGCCCUCUUUUCUACCUACCAUUUCCCUACCCGCCGCCAUCAUCUCCAGAGUGCCUGAUUAUCCACUGUUACCCAUCGACCGACCGUUUCCUCGCGCGUUUGCAUCGAUCCCUGCUUUGGCACCCCCGCCCGCCCGCCCCGGAAAAGCAUCUCCCACGAAAUUAGCUGCCCAACCGACCGGCCGCAUUCGACGCCAUCCAGACCCCCCUGGCCAUUAAUUUACCUUCAAGGGGUCCCCCGUCGGGCACCACACUGCAUGGACAUGGCUCCUGUCGCUGGGCUCGGGCUUGGGGUUGCACAGGCGAUGCCCCUGGCCGGCACUUUCGACAUCCUCGAGGACGAGGCCCUCAUCUCCUUGGGCUCCCCUUCGCCCUCGCCGCCACCAUCAUCACCACCACUACUACCACAACAGCUACACAACUCAUCCGCCAGGGACGUGCUCGAGGAGCUCUCGGUUAAGCACAGACAAAAUAGCCUUUCGGCCCCUGCCGCGGUCCAACAGCCGUCCAAGCCGACGAACACGCUUGAGUCUGACUCUCCGUCUCCCGAGACCAGGCCUCAGAGCAAGCCCGCCUGGCGGGUGGCAUCUCGCAACCGUCGCCCUCCAAUCGAGUCGGAGACGUUUGAGCCGCUUGAUGCGGUGAUUGAAGAGUCAAGCACGCUUCUUCAGGAAGUCGAAGCACCUGAGACGCCUCGGUCUGUGCCCGCCCAGGAGCUCUCACACGAGCCUCUUGUCCAAGAUUUUGCACAGCAAAGGCCUCAUCCACUGGAUUCACUAGACUCUGACCCCGACAUCCGGGACCAGGUCGAGAAGCACCUUGCAGCCACGCCACUCAAGGCAGAUGCAUACGUUGUCCUAGGCGAAAUGGAAGGUUCCGAACAAGGAGUGGUGGUGAGCGUCACUGAGCCACCUCCAUACCCCGGUGGCCCGCUCAAAGUGCCCGAGGUUGUGACUGCGGUGAAGCAAGCGCUGUCGCCGUCUCCCUCCAUCAUCAGCGACCUCAGUAGCAGCAUCGGCGACAGGUCAUCCAGGACGGGGUCAUUCUCGCUACCGCGCAUUGAAGACUCACUGGAGGAGCUGGAUAAGCUGGAAGAGGAACUCGAGGCCGUCAAUGAGGCUGCCCUCUCACGUCCAGUUGCGGUGCCGCAGGAUGCCAUCGGGCCCACCAAGGCGUCUCCCAAGACUCCAUCUAUACGCGGAACCCCAACGGCGCCUGGGCGUCCGUCGAUGGCUGUGCAGUCGGCCACAGUCCGGGUCAAGCGAACCAGCAACGCGAGACCCUCUCUUCGGCGGACGGCGUCCCUCACUCUGCACGAGAAGAAAGCAGACGGCCCAGAGCCCGCAGUGGAGCAAAAGGCGGCAGGCCCAUUGACGGCCCGAGCCAAGCCGGGCACCGCACGUACAGGUGCAGCUACGGCCAAGACGCCGGUCAAGUCCACUAAGCCGCCUACCGUGCCCAAGUUUGAGCUCCCGGGCGAGGCGGUCGCGAGACGUCUGAAGGAGCAACGCGAGGCGCGCGAGGCCAAGCAGGUCGAGGCGCAAAAGGCUCCCCCCGCCCCAACGAGGACCAGGAUUAACAGACCACUGGCCAAGCCAACGUUUGAGCUCCCGGGCGAGGCCAUCUCGCGUCGCAAGAGGGAAGAGCGUGAGGCGAAGCUCAAGGCGGAAGCUGAAGAGGAACGAAAGAAGCGCGAAUUCAAGGCACGCCCAGUGCGCCACAGCAUCGGCCCCGCGACGCUGCCGCGGGCGACACUGGCGAGUCUUGCUCGGCAGACCAAGACAUUGCAGAACGAGGCUGAGGAGAAGAAAGCCGAGGCGGGAAAGCUCAAGCGCAUGUCCAUGGGUUCGGUGCGUGCUGGAACAGCCGCGUCUGCGAGCCCGCAGUCGCCGCAGACACGCGGAAGACACUCAACGGCCGCCGUGCUGGAAAACACGAGCCGUGCGACGUCGGCUUCCACGGGUAGGAGCAAGCGGAGCACGUUGUCGGCCGAAGAACUAGAGCAGCAGAGGCUCCGGGGCAAGAAGAUCCUGGAGAGGGACAGCACGCUCGCCAAGGACAAGGAGCGGGAGCGGCGCGAGAGAGAGGCACAGGCGAAGACUGCGCGGGAGCAGGCUGCUGAACGCUCUAGAAUUGCGAGUCGGGAGUGGGCCGAGAAGAAGCGGCGUAGGGAAGCGGCUGCAAAGGCCAAGGAGGCCUGAGGGCGAGGGCGGAAGGCAACAAAACAUUUCUGGUGUCUGGUUGGGUCUGUUUUCGGGAUUCUAGCACAAGCACGGCGUCGGCGCGGGCUGCAUGCAUGCAACUGUAUAGCAUUGUUUGAUUGUCGUACGGAUAGUAUACGUGUACUUGUUUGGGGCCUCGGCAUAGCCGCAUGUACUUUGUAACACGUUGAUAGUGAUUCGAUGCAUUUGGAC